This is a messenger RNA of Penicillium longicatenatum, 1698 nucleotides long. RefSeq names its product cytochrome P450. The transcript has 2 exons. Bases 1 to 1698 code for a protein of 565 amino acids. Gene Ontology annotation, molecular function: iron ion binding; monooxygenase activity; oxidoreductase activity, acting on paired donors, with incorporation or reduction of molecular oxygen. NCBI's taxonomy places the organism in Eukaryota, Fungi, Ascomycota, Eurotiomycetes, Eurotiales, Aspergillaceae. The record is from RefSeq and is a predicted model, not a curated record.
AUGCCUAUUCCGCUUGAACAAUCACAAAACAUCACUUCCGUUUUCUACCUGAUCGGAGAUGAGCUUUCAACUGCACAGUCCGUGGAGUUUGAUUCCAGGUGGAAACUAGAGGAUGUCAAGCGUGCCGUGGGAGCGGUGUUCCAUGUGGUACAAGCACUAGGUCUGACCCUCCACAAUUCCAAAGAUGGCCAGGAAAUCACCACGGUAGACGAGUUGACCAAAACACCCUCCUCACUCGACUCACCUAUCGGCCUCCGCGUCGACGGCAACGCCGUCCAAACUCCCCAGGGCCCCGAAGGUCUGCCACUAGUGGGCAGCUAUUACGAAAUAUUCCCCGAUCACCUCGGAAACCACUACCGUCUAUUCCGCAAAUAUGGCCAUGUCAUCAAGACGACCAACAUGGGAAAGACAAUAUACCUCACCGACAGUCCCGAGGUAGCAGCAGUGGCGCUGUCGGAAUCCGUAUACAUGACGAAGAAGAUCAACGAGAGCCACCCACUCUGGGGUGUAAAGGACAACACGGCGAUCUUCAUCGGAGAUACAGAAACAGAGAAUUGGAGACUGGCACACAAGUUCCUCCCGCCAGCGAUGGGUCCCAAGGCUGUGCGCCAUUAUACGCCUUUAAUGCAAGAGUGCGUUCGCAAGUCGUUCGCUGUCUUCGAUGAGCUUGAUUCUCGCGAUCAAUCUUGGAAUGCUUACCAGUAUAUGGUGAAGCUGGCAUCGCAGACUAUUGGGAAAUUUUCUCUAGGUACUGACUUUGAACACUUCAAAGAUGUUGAUUCACCAUUGCAUCCGAUUGUUACCAAUAUCGCCAGUCUGCUCUCACUCAACAAGAAGAUUACGGCUCGAGGUGAAUGGUACCGCCAUCUUCCAUUCGGUGAUCCAGCACGUCUUAAGACUGUUCAGCGCACUAUCUACACCCUCCUCCAAGAGCAGAUCGACCGAGUCAAGGGCUCCGAAAUAGCUGGAAUGCCCAUGGCCGAUGCAGCAGUUAACGCUUCUUGUGUGGUUGACUACCUCCUGAACACUGUCGACGAAGGUGGAAACAAAUUCCCUGAAGGUCUGGUCCUAGCCAACAUGCUUAUCGUCACCGGAGCCGGAUUCACAACCACUUCCGCCCUGAUGUCCUGGCUCCUUUACUGCCUUGUCAACUACGAGGGCACCCAGGAUCGCCUUUACGAAGAAUUGUGUGAGAGGGGUAUUGCCAAUGCCGAGAAACCCGUUGAAUGGACCCCCGAGCUCGCGCACAAUCUGCCAUAUCUUGAUUGUUUCGUGAAGGAAACACAGCGUCUACACAAUGCCUCCUUCCAGCCUGGUCGGACUACCAAGACCGACGUCGUCUUACCGGGUGGUUAUCGCCUGCCUCCUGAUAGCGUUAUCGUCCCGGCUCUAUAUGCCAUCCAUACAAACCCGGAGGUCUGGCGUGAUCCCUUCCGUUUUGAUGCUGAUCGUUGGGCUGGAGAUGAAACUAAGAAUAUGCAUCGAUGCGCCUAUGUUCCUUUUGCUACUGGGCCGCGGGGCUGUAUUGGGUUCAACUUUGCGUUAUUAGAAGUUAAGAUCCUUUUAUCGGAACUUGUUUCGAGGUAUGAGUUUUUCCGGGAAGGGUUGGAGGCUGUUGAGUAUGAUCCGGAGUUCCAGCUGAUUCGGCCUUUGAACUUUUAUGUGAGGGCUAAGAGAAGAGCUCCGGCUACUGUAUAG